CGGCUCUGUGCGAGAGAGCUUCACAGAGAGCGGGAGAGAGAGCGACGCGCAGCACAGCGGACGGGUGGAUGACUCAGACAGACAGUCAGGAUGCGUGAAUAUAAACUGGUUGUUUUAGGAUCAGGAGGCGUCGGGAAGUCAGCGCUGACGGUCCAGUUCGUUCAGGGAAUCUUUGUGGAGAAAUACGACCCGACGAUAGAAGACUCGUACAGGAAGCAAGUGGAGGUGGACGGGCAGCAGUGCAUGCUGGAGAUCCUGGACACGGCUGGAACAGAGCAGUUCACGGCCAUGAGGGACCUGUACAUGAAGAACGGCCAGGGCUUCGCUCUGGUUUACUCCAUCACUGCUCAGUCGACCUUCAACGACCUUCAGGACCUGAGAGAGCAGAUCCUGAGAGUGAAGGACACCGAGGACGUUCCCAUGAUCCUGGUGGGGAACAAAUGCGACCUGGAGGUGGAGCGCGUCGUGGCCAAAGAGUCGGGCGUCGGCCUCGCCCGCCAGUGGAACUCCUGCGCCUUCCUGGAAACGUCGGCCAAAAGCAAGAUAAACGUCAACGAGAUCUUCUACGACCUCGUCCGGCAGAUCAACAGGAAGACUCCCGUUCCAGGAAAUACUCGCAAAAAGCCCGUCUGCCAACUUCUCUAAUGACAGUUCCGACUGGACCGACAACCUUCAAGCCAACCAAUCACAGAGCAUCUUCCAGCUGGCCACGCCCCUUUAACACAUCAUCAAUAUCAGCCACUGCUAAACCCCGUUACCGUGACGACCACGUCCCAUCCCCUCAGCGGAGACUGUUGCCUUGGAAACAUGAAAAAAUCCCAGAAAAACAUCCGAUGCUGAUGACAGUGAUGGAGGAGGGCGGGCUUUUCCAAACAACUUCCCAGAUUAAAACUCCAGUUCCCAUCAUGCUCUCUGCCGAGGCUCUGCUGGGGGAGCCGCCUACAACUUUUUAUUUUCAUCUUUUUUGUUUCUUAUCAUUUCUUUUACUUUCACUUUUUCUUUUCCAGCAUUUUUUUUCUAAUUCAACCGCAUGCAGCUUGACCGUCGGCCAUCUUGGCACUGUGGUUGCCACGGUGACGGCUGUCUGUGUGUACUGCUCUGGUUAAACCUGUGGAUCCUUAUAGUGGUUAUUAUUAUUAUUAUAGCAGUGCUUAUUAUUAUAAUUCUGUGUAAAAAGAAAAAAUAUCUAAAGUCAGUUGAUGUUUUUUAGUUUAAAUUUCUGGGUGGGCGGGGCAAACGGUGUGCAGCAGGUCAUAGGUCAGCUCACUGUGUUGCUAAAGUUCAAACCGGUUCAGUUCAGAACUAAAAGCUUCAUCAAGUGACGAAGCAGCAGUUUAAAAUCCAGGUUUCAAUAAAGCUGAGUGAAUCAUGUUCGUGUUGUUCCACACAGGACACGCGUCACUAUCAAUAAAAAAAUCUAUUUAUAAAUGUAAGUUUAUUGAAGCAGAGCAGCUGUGAUUUAUGGUUCUUCUGGAUUCAGAUUUAUUGGGAAACUGAGAAGAGAAAUAGGAAAAUGUGUGAAUUAUGGAAGGUUUGUUGGUGAAUUCAGAUUUUUUGCUUUUGAUGGCAUUUUAGCUGUAGCAUUAUUCCAAAGAAAUAAUUGAUUUAGCUAGAAGGUAUGCUAACAGCUUUCUUCUGAUUCAGUAUAAGAUAAAUUUAAGAAUAAUUAUAAUGUAUAAAAUAAUUAAUUGCUAUAAACACUAUUGCUCCACUAUUUGGGAGGUAUUAGCUUCAUAAAAUAAAACAAAAUUAAAUGCUACAUAGCUAGCCUGAAACAUUAGCGCUGCCUUUAGCUUUUAGCUAAAUUAAUUCAACAUUAUCUUUCAGCUCUUGAAGCUAUUUAACUUUUAAGAUCUAGUUGCUAAAGUUACUAGCUACUGCCACUUAAAGCUAAUUGCUAAUGUUAGCAUUAAUGCUAAUACUAGCUUUAAUUACUAACAUUAUGCUCUUGAAGCAACUUAAUGAUAACCUUUAAGCAUUAGUUGCUAAAGUUGCUAGCUACUGCCACUUAAAGCCAAUAGCGAAUGUUAGCAUUAAUGCUAAUACUAGCUUUAAUUAUUAACUUUAGUCUCUUGUAGGUAGGUAAAAGUAUAUACAACCAAUGAAACUAUUAGUUUUAAGUAAUGUUGGCAUUUGCUGUUAGCGUGAAGUGCCUGUCGCUGAAGCUAAUUCUAAAAUUAGUUGCUAGUAAGUUAGCAUUUGCAACCGUUCUGUGCUUAUUUUCUAAAGUUUUCUUUUUGUUGAGUAAUAUUUGUACGUUGCUGUAAACUUGUGAAUAAAUAUCAGUUGAGGAAUAAAAAAUAUUGAUGAAAAGGUGAAGCUAGUGAGUUGGCGAACGUGUUAGCAGCACAGUGAGCUCAGUCAGAACCUGCUGUGGCGGUCGAACAUGUUGCCUUCAGACAGCAGACUCACACUGGUCCAGAAUAUUUAUUUGGGAAGAAUAGCUGAGAUGGAGUUACAGAAAACAGAAAAAAUGUUUGUAGUUUGGGUUUAAAAUUCAUUCCCCAGGUGAGGAUUUGGCCUGUGGAGCUGCACAGUUGGUGAACAGCAGGUUAUUUUUGUUUUUAAUGAGCGUGGUGGCGUUACAGAACCAGUAUGUCGGACCUCUGUGAGUUCUGCUGCGGUGUUGUACUGUGGUACACAGCGCGGUACUGCUGCCAGUAUUCUGCUUCUCCUCCAGUACGUUCAGUCAUGUAGCAUGUUGAUGUUCAGUAAGUAGUCAGUCUGACCUCCAGGAGGUGCUGUGACGGUUUGCAUGCCAGUCAGAGGAGGCGGAGGGUCUGUUUGCAGCCGUGGUGAUCGGACCGCUAUGUUUCUGCCAGUAGGGGGCGACAGCGUGCUUAAACAGAAUCUAACACAUUGUCUCGUUUUUGAGUGCUUGGUAAUUUAAUUUUCCCGGCUUUCUAAGAAUGUGUUUUAUAAAUGCCUAUGAAUGUCCUUUUACCUCUUUGCAGCUACUUUUACAGUGAUUUCCUCGGAUGUUUCAGUUCGUUGGUGUGUUCUGCGGGAGCCGUGGCUGCAGGCGGACCUUUCCGGCCUCCAAACGUCGGGCUGCAGGGGCUUUCGUCAUUUGCCAAACUCAGAUUCUGGAUGUCCGUUUGGAAAUCUCUUUGUUUUAAAGAAUAUUGAGGCCUUAACAGUAGUGGUUGUACUAAUAAUUAGCAUUUUUCAUUUGUGGGGUUUGUAAAAAAAUGUAAUAAAUGGAAUAAAACUUUGUGAUGUAGCUAUAAGCAGAUAUGUUUGUGUGAUGCUUUCAAAGAAAAUGUAACAAAAGUUCAAAUGGUGUGCAAUAAUAAACUUCUCCUGUCCAUUUAUCUGCUUAAACCAACAUUACAGUGUUUUAUGAACCAUUUUAUACGUUUGAUUUAAAUUGUUGGAAUCCCCCUAAAACGCUCACCGUUACGCUGAAGUGACGAUUGCAACUGCAGCUAAAUGCAAAGUGGAAAAAGUUCCCCAUGAUUGAAAGAACGUCUUUUUUUUCUUUCUUUUUUUUUACACUGUAUGGCAUAGUGACCAGUGAAAUGUAAAAGAAACCAGUUCAGCCGGUGAACCGCCAGGCUGGAGCUGGUAUGAAGGUCAUCUGAACUUGUUUCUUCAUUCCAGAAACCCGCAGCAGCAGAGAGGCAGCAGAGUGGAGGGGGGCGAAGCCAAAUGUAAAAACAAAACAAAACUAAGAAGCCUUAAAUGAAUAAAACUGGUGCAAUUUUGUAACAGAA
This is a messenger RNA of Poeciliopsis prolifica (blackstripe livebearer), 3716 nucleotides long. Its product is annotated as ras-related protein Rap-1b. Gene Ontology annotation, cellular component: plasma membrane. NCBI's taxonomy places the organism in Eukaryota, Metazoa, Chordata, Actinopteri, Cyprinodontiformes, Poeciliidae. The coding region runs from base 91 to 645 and encodes 184 amino acids. Gene Ontology annotation, molecular function: GTPase activity; GDP binding; GTP binding. The transcript has 8 exons. Gene Ontology annotation, biological process: cellular response to cAMP; negative regulation of synaptic vesicle exocytosis; Rap protein signal transduction. The record is from RefSeq and is a predicted model, not a curated record.